AUGUCAGACGUUGCUUCCUCGCUGUCGCCCGGUGCUCCUGCUGCCGGGACGACGUAUGUGGCCGACGGGGGGCAGGUGCAGUACGCCGAGAUGCAAAACCCCAACCCGCCCAAGCUGGCCACCCCGCGCUACACCCUGCCGCCGCUGCCUUACGCCUACGACGCUCUCGAGCCCGCCAUCUCGGCCGAGAUCAUGACCCUCCACCACACCAAGCACCACCAGGCCUACGUCACGAACCUCAACGCCGCCCUCGCCAAGCACGACGACGCCGCCGCCGCCGCCUCCCUCGCCGACCAGCUCGCCCUGCACCCGGCCCUGCGCUUCAACGCCGGCGGCCACAUCAACCACAGCCUCUUCUGGCGCAACCUCGCCCCGGCCGCGAGCCCCGACGCCCAGCACCCCGAGGCCGCCGCCCCGCGCCUCGCCGCCGCCGUCGUCGCCACCUGGGGCUCCUUCGACGCCAUGCUCGACGCCUUUUCGCGCGCCCUCGUCGGCGUCCAGGGCAGCGGCUGGGGGUGGCUCGUCAAGCAGGACGUCGGCGGCGGCGGCGGCAGCGUUCUGCGCAUCGUGACGGCGCGCGACCAGGAUCUCGUCGCCAAACGGGCCUGGCGAGACCCCCAUCGUCGGCGUCGACGUCUGGGAGCACGCGUAUUACCUGCAGUACAAGAACGCGCGGGCCGCGUACGUCGACGCCGUGUGGAGCGUCAUCAACUGGACCGAGGCCGAGGUGCGCUACACGGGCACGCGCCAUGA
Messenger RNA from Verticillium alfalfae VaMs.102, 753 nucleotides. Its product is annotated as superoxide dismutase. Gene Ontology annotation, cellular component: mitochondrion. Lineage: Eukaryota; Fungi; Ascomycota; Sordariomycetes; Glomerellales; Plectosphaerellaceae. Gene Ontology annotation, biological process: superoxide metabolic process. The coding region runs from base 1 to 753 and encodes 250 amino acids. Gene Ontology annotation, molecular function: superoxide dismutase activity; metal ion binding. The transcript is spliced from 2 exons. The record is from RefSeq and is a predicted model, not a curated record.